Molecule: messenger RNA, 3156 nt
Organism: Engraulis encrasicolus (European anchovy)
Lineage: Eukaryota; Metazoa; Chordata; Actinopteri; Clupeiformes; Engraulidae
Product: protein mono-ADP-ribosyltransferase PARP4-like
Exons: 25
Coding region: 172-3096 (974 amino acids)
Cellular component (GO): cytoplasm
Molecular function (GO): NAD+ poly-ADP-ribosyltransferase activity
Source: RefSeq, a predicted model, not a curated record
CGUGCGGAGGGCCUGCUGCUGCAGCUGCGCAGGGCGGAGGGGGAGGGGGAGGAGCAGAGGAGAGCUCUGCUGGAGGAGGUGCAAUCAGUCCUGCCACACACACUCCCUGAUACCCUGCCCACCGCCAAGCUGGUCUCUCAGGCACUGGACCUCUGUCAGGUGCUGAGAGACAUGUUGUCUGUGAACGAGGCGGUGAUGAGGAGUUCUAGUCCCUCCAGUCUGGGGAAGUACCGAGCUCUGGGAUGCAGCAUCCAGACCCUCAGGACACACAGCCCAGACUACCACACACUCACACACAUGCUGCAGCAACACAGUGACAUUGAGAUGCAGAUCCAGGAUGUGUUCCGUGUGCAGCGAGGGGCGGAGCUUCAGAUGUUCAGGGAGGAGCUUGGUAAUGUUAGGCCCCUCCUCCACUCCACCAGCCCUGCAAGCUUCGUUGGCAUCCUCUCUCGGGGUCUGCUGCUGCCCAGGGUUGGCGUGGAGAGGCACGGGGUGGAGCGCACUGACAUAGGCUUCCUCGGAGGAGGCAUCUACUUCAGCGACUCCUUCAGCACCAGUGUGAAGUACUCUAAGCGGAGUGAAACGGAUGGCUCUCGGCUGCUGCUGGUUUGCGAGGUGGCUUUGGGUCACUGUCGUGAUGUUCGCAAGAGGGACACCACCCUGACCGCCGCCCCCGAUGGCUACCACAGCAUGCACGGGGUCCGCAGCACCCCCAAUCAACACUCCGAAUUUGAGGAUGACGAGUAUGUGGUGUACAGCCCUGACCAGGUGAGGUUGAAGUACGUGGUGCGGUACACACUGCCAGGAGACGAGCUGAAGGCCUUCCAGCCGCAAGUCGACACGGCUGUGGAAAGCGUCCCAAGCGGCUCACAGACUAAUGACACAAUAACUAAAUCUGAUAAAAGCGAGAAGCUUGAGGAUAUGGAGAACCCCUUGGACAGUAUGGCUGCUGGUCUUCUGGACAGCGCUGGCCAGAAACUCCCCCUACAGGCGGUCCAUGUGAAGUGCAAGCUGGUGGACCUGCUCUCUCAGGUGAUCAUCUUCCAGACGUACUCCAAUCCCAGCCCCGUGGCCAUAGAGGCCAAGUACGUCUUCCCCCUGGAAGAGACUGCAGCUGUGUGUGGCUUUGAGGCCUUCAUCAACGGCAAGCACGUGAUCGGAGAGGUGAAGGAGAAGGAGCAGGCCCGUAAGGAGUACAAGCAGGCCAUAGCCAAGGGCCACGGGGCCUACCUCAUGGACCAGGAAGCACCAGAUGUGUUCACCAUCAGCGUGGGCAACCUGCCCCCUGGUGCCACCGUCCUCAUCAAGGUCACCUUCCUCUCCGAGCUGCUGGUGACCGAUGACGCCAUCUCCUUCCAGUUGCCUGGUAGCGUGGCACCAUGGCAACAGAGUUCUGCCCUCAACGAGAGGACACAGACUACAGUGGAGAAGGUGUGUGUGAGUGAGCACAGCGGAGAUUUCUCCCUGAGUCUGUCAAUGGAGAUGCCUUAUGAGAUUGAGAGUGUGUUCUGCUCUACCCACGACACUGAGAUCAAGAAAACCCAGUGUAAAGGCGUGUUGAGAACGUUGCCCGGGGAGACGAUGAGUUCCGAUGGGUUCCAUCUCUUCAUCUACCUGCGUGAGAUGCACAUGCCCCGCAUGUGGGUGGAGAACCACCCGGACAAGGACAGCCAGGCUUGCAUGCUAGUGUUCUUCCCCGACCUGGAAGGCCUGCGGGGGGCAGGAGAUGAGGAGCCUUGGCCUGCCUCUGGUCCUGCCUCUGGUCCUGUCCCUGGUGGCGUGGAGGAGGUGGUGAUCCUGGUGGACUCCUCUGAGUCGAUGCGGGGCGAGAGCCUGAUCAGUGCCCGUCGGAUAGCCGCUUACAUGAUCAAAAACUUGGACUACGUGGACAACGAGCCUAAGAUCAACGUUGUAUUGUUUGGCACAGAUCAGCAGGAGGCCUUCGCGUUCUCCAAAGACAUUGAUGAAGGAUAUCGUGAGGCGAAGUACUGGAUCCGGGAGACCCCGGCUGUAGGGGGCAGUACUGAGCUGUGGAGGCCGCUGCGCAGCCUGAGCCUGCUGCCGCCCUCCAGAGGCAGUCGGAGCGUGGUGCUGCUGUCGGACGGCCAUGUGCAAAACCCCGCCCUCACCUUGCAGCUGGCACGCAGCAACGCCGCUCACACACGCAUCUUCACUUGCGGACUCAGUAAAACCGCCAACAAACACAUGCUUCGAGCACUAGCCCAGGCCAGCGGUGGAGCCUAUGAGUUUUUUGACACAAAGACGCGUCACACCUGGUCAAAGAAGGUGGAGUCCCUGGUGGGCCGAAUGACGUCGCCAGGCUGCAGCUCGGUGUCGGUGAAGUGGCAGCUGUUCAACCCGAGAGCGCCCCCUCCUGUCCAGGCCCCUGCACAGCUCCACGCCCUCUUCAGCAAGCACCACACGCUGGUGUACGGCUUCGUACCUCACUGUACUCAGGCUACUCUGUAUGGAGACCUGUGUGGGAAGGAGCUUAAGACCAUGGUGUCCACCACAGAGCUGCAGAAGACCAAAGGCACGUUUCUCCACAAGCUCACAGCAAGAGCGGUCAUAAGAGAUUACGAGGAUGGAAUCCUCCACCUGGAUGAAGCUGAACAUGAGGGCAAGAAAGCUGAGAUGAAAUCCUUCAUUGUCGACCUGAGCAAAGAGUUCUCCAUCCUCUCCCAGUUCACCAGCUUUGUGGCCAUCGAAGAAAGGGAUCCAGAGAAGCCUGACAAGGGCUUCACUGACAUCCCCAAGCUGAUCGCAGAGGCGGACGUGGACCUGCUGCCUUACAUGGCCUGGAAGGAUCCCAAUGAGGAAUGGGAGAAAGGCCGCAAAAGGUACUCUACCACUGAGGCCGAUACAGAGUAUUAUGGCUUCUACUGUGGAGAUGAUGAUGAAGAUGAUGACUAUGAAGAAGUCAAUGAAGAAGACCUAAUGAUAUGCAGAAGUACUGCAAUGCCUGAUGUGGAAGAGGAUUUCUCCGUUGAGAUUCCUGGAUGUCUAGAGCCCUUGUCGCUGGAGACUCGCAACAUGAAGCUGCUUCUGGAGGAGGUGAGGGGUUACGCACACACACACACACACAUUAAAUAUUAACCAUGCGCUUGCUUGGCUUUUAGCCCUGAACAGAAAGGCCAAGCAGUAUAGUAAUAUGAC